Onychostoma macrolepis is the source of this 3089-nucleotide messenger RNA. RefSeq names its product leucine rich repeat containing 28 (gene lrrc28). Gene Ontology annotation, molecular function: protein binding. NCBI's taxonomy places the organism in Eukaryota, Metazoa, Chordata, Actinopteri, Cypriniformes, Cyprinidae. The coding region runs from base 141 to 1241 and encodes 366 amino acids. The transcript has 10 exons. The record is from RefSeq and is a predicted model, not a curated record.
GCGUUUGCUCGCAGACGGAAGGCUCCAGAGGUUUUCAAGAGGGAAUAAUUCAUAUUUCAUUCACUACAGGGAUGCAAUAAUGGAAAAGUAGAAGCUGACAGAGGGAAAAACUCUCUGGGCCAAGGACGGUUCUUACAGCCAUGGCUUCUGAACUCCACGAAGCCAUUUUUAUGGCCAAGCAAGAGCGACACAAGAAUCUUUUCCUGAACUACAGAAACCUCAACAAUUUCCCUGUGGAGCUCCUCAAAGAUGAAGGGAUGCAGUUCCUGGAGCGUCUCUUCAUGAAGAGAAACUCCCUCACAACACUUCCAGAGAACCUGGCUCAGAAACUUCCCAACCUGAUAGAAUUGUACCUGCACUCAAACAAUAUUGCGAUAAUUCCUCAAGCAAUUGGCAAUCUAGUGAAGCUGCAGUCACUGGACCUGAGUGACAACGCUCUUCAGGUCAUCUGUCCAGAGAUCGGUCAGCUGCGCUCAUUACGACAUCUGCGAUUGGCCAACAAUCAACUGAAAUUCCUCCCGCAAGAGCUGGGAGAUCUCCGAGAGCUGGAGACUCUGGACGUGUCCAUGAACCUCCUGAGGACUCUUCCGGAGCGUCUGCACCAGUGUCCGUCCCUGCAGUGCCUGACGGCAGACCGCAACCUGCUGCACUGCCUUCCUCGCCAGCUCUGUCUGCUGCCUGACCUCAAUGAGCUCUCCAUGGCUGCCAACUGCCUAACAUCACUGCCCCUGGAUCUGGGACGCUCCAUGGAGUUGCAGUUUGUCUUUGUGGACAACAACGCUAAUCUGAAGGGACUUCCAUCGUAUCUUUAUAACAAAGUCAUCGGCUGCAGUGGAUGUGGUCUAGCUGCGCAGAUCUCUGAUGUGAAGCAGCUCUGUCUGACGCUGGGAGAUGUGACUUUCCCUCUGCCCUCUGAAGUGAAGGCCAUCGGCUCCGAGACUGACCGCGUGUUGCCUCUGGAGGAGCUGGCAUGCAGAGUCCUACAUGCGGCCCACAACUGGACCAGUAAGGAUGUGAGGUUCCUGACGCCGUUCCUGUUACCCAAGAGUCUGCUGGAUGUGGUGCGGUGGCCUCUGGGACAUUGUCACCGCUGCAGUCAGCCCAUGUUCACCAUCGUCUACCCUAAACUGUUUCCUCUCAGAGAGACCGCACUCGCAGGAGUGCACAAGAGAACCACCGUGAGUUUUGUCGCGUACUGCUGCUCUAGCCAUUGUCUGAGGACGUUUGACCUGCAGGGCUGAUGUCUCACAUACACUAACCUCACAUCUGCUCAUGAUGCUUUCAUCUUCACAAAGGUCUUGAAGAAUAUCACCAGAGACUUUAUGAAGAACUGAUGCCUGUCUGAGCUUCUGAAACAUUUGACAGCCCACCGUCUUGAAGAUCUUCAUAACAGCCAUUACAGCAUGUCCUCCUCCUUCUGUGUGUAGCAGCAUCUAACAAAACCAGCAGUUGGUUAAUCCUGAUUACGUUUCACAAAUGAAUGAAGAACGAAAUUAAACAAAGUGUAUUUCAAUCAACGGCCCAUACAAACUAUAAAAUAUUGUUUGUAUUGGGAUUGUUACGGUUUACUGUAACCAAAAAGGUUCCGGCUUUAAUCGGUUGAGGUUUCUUGAGAAACUUAACAUUUAUUCUGUGUUUUAGAGACUACCAUCCUGAUAUACUUAAAACUGACGAGUUUUAGGUGAGAUAUGGAUAUUUGUGUUUUCAUUUGAAAGGAAAAUAGAAUUGUUUUUCAGAAUCCCUUCACUGAAAUGUCAUGUUACUUCAGAUUCAUAUCUCACUACUGUUUUUAACCAUUACACAAUACUUAACUUUAAAAGUGGCUUUUUAAAGAUAAAUAUGUUUAAUUUCAGUCUGAGGCUCAAGUGUUUGUAUGCUGUUGAAAGUGAGCAACACUCAUUCGCCCUUUUCAAAGAAAAUCGUGUGUGGUGUUGUAUGUUAUGUUUUUUUUUGUUUUUUUGUGAAGCUUUGGAAAUAGACUGUUAUAAAGUGCCAAUUGACUUUUAUGAAAAACAUGCAAUUGAUUGUAUUGAAGGCAGCUUCAAGGGAUUGUUCUAUUUUUGUGUGAGAUAAUAUUUUCAAAAGACCAAGACAUGUGAAUUGUGGAGAUUUGCUGAUACUACACUACAUCUGUCAGUCAGUGUGCAUCUCUCAGCUUUGCUACAGUGAACCAUCACUGUUCAGCUUUCAGUAUUUAGAAUAUUCUCUCUCUGUCUCUUUAAUUAGAUGUGAGCAAGAGCAUGACUUUCUUAAAGGGAUAGUUCACCCAAAACUGAAAAUAAGCCAUCCUAGGGGUAUGACUUUCUACUUUCAGACAAAUACAAUCAGAGUUACAUUAGAAAAUGUCCUGGGUCUUCCAAACUUUAUAAUGGCAAUGAAUGGGUGUUAAGGUUUUGAAGCAAAAAAAAGUGCAUCCAUCCAUCAUAAAAAAAUACUCCACACAGCUCCAGAGGGUUAAUAAAGGCCUGAAGCAAAGCAAUGCAUUUGUGUAAGAAAAAUAUCUAUAUAAACUGUAAUCUCUAGCUUUUGCAUGUAGUUUUAAAUAUAGAUAUGUUUCUUAUAAACGCAUCACUUCGCUUCAGAAGGUCUUUAUGUGGAGUAUUUUUUAUGAUGGAUGGAUGGAUGUACUUUAUUUUGCUUCAAAAUCUCAACCACCAUUCACUGCCAUUAUAAAGCUUGGAAGAGCCAGCACAUGUUUUUUAAUACUCUGAUUGUAUUCGUCUUAAAGAAGAAAGUCAUGGGGUCAUUUACAUUUUUGGGUGAACUAUCCCUUUAAGUUAAUGUGUGGAUGUUACCGUUACUGUUUUCUCAAAUAAGCCAGGUCUUCUACAGGAGAAGAGUGUUUGUUCAGCUAAACCUUUUACAUGUUACAAUGUCAUUUCAUUGGCACUUAUAACUGGAUAAUUGUGCUCUUGUUGGACUGUUUGGCAAUAAUAACAAUGUUUAAAACCUCUCUUGUGUUAUUUCUUAUUUCAAAUGUGUGCUUAAGUUAAAUUGAAUUCAUAUUGAGCCAUUUUGAAUGGUGAAUGUAACUGUCUUUAUAUUGUGAAGCUGCAUUUGAUGCAUCAAAAAUACACAGAAUCACAACA